This is a messenger RNA of Ramularia collo-cygni, 1899 nucleotides long. RefSeq lists its product as uncharacterized. Bases 1 to 1899 code for a protein of 632 amino acids. The transcript has 2 exons. The record is from RefSeq and is a predicted model, not a curated record. Lineage: Eukaryota; Fungi; Ascomycota; Dothideomycetes; Mycosphaerellales; Mycosphaerellaceae.
AUGCCCUCCAUCCUGACCGAAGAGGACAAACAAACGGUCAAGCGCACCGUACCCAAGGCGUCCAACAAGAUCCAGGCUGUUGCAGUCGCGAAACUGUACAUUGCAUACCCGGACCGCACACGAUGGACCUACACUGGCCUGCAGGGCGCCGCUGUGCUUGCAAACGAUCUGGUCGGUAACACCUUCUGGGUCAAGCUGGUCGACGUCUCUUCCGCAAACCAAGGUGUCAUAUGGGACCAGGAAAUCUACGAGAAUUGGGCCUAUAAUCAAGAUCGCACCUUCUUUCACACCUUUGAACUCGACGAUGGACGAGGAGGCAGCUGUCUGGCAGGCUUGAGUUUUGCGGACGAGAAGGAGGCCAAGCAGUUCCGCAAGAAGAUGGAGGAGCGCGAAAAGAACGCCAGCAAAGGGACCCGGGCAAAGGCGUUUGCGGUGGGCGGCGGACAGGCACAACAGCAACAGGCACCGCAGCAGAAAAGCCAUGGGAUAUUCGGUGGACUGUUCUCGCGUGCAAGGGCAGACAGUAAUCCGCAACAGCCGGCGCAAAGUAUCAUCCCACCACGGGGUGUAGAAAUACACAGUCCCGCUCCUGGAACAUCUCCCGCGGUCCCUGUUACGGCUGGAACUGCGGACAUUGAUCUCAACGAUCCWGCUGUCAAGGCGGUACUGGCUGAUCUGCUUGAGAUGGGCAUUACCGAGGAUCAAAUCCACGAACAUUCGGCUUUCAUCAAGAGCUAUUUGGAACAGAACAAGGCCACUGCUGCGGCACAGGCUGAGAAGCAGGAGCGUGCCGCAAGAGCCCCUCCACCUCCGCCUCCACAGGCUGCUAAUCUAAGUCCACAACAUACAGGAUCUUCAAAGGGAGGUCGUGGUCCACCACCGGCUCCGCCACCAUCUAGAAGAACGGCUGCUGCCACUGCUCAACGGCCUCCAAGUCCUUCACCCAGUCCACCGAGAGAACCGUCUCCUCCUCGGCCUAGAUUCCGCGUUCCUCCGCCCCUGGCCAAUGCUGGAACGUUGGUCAACAGUACGCCUUCCUUACYAAAUCGGCAAAGAGCAGCCAGUCAAACCAAUGCUGCUCCUCCUCCUCCGCCACGACUGCCAGCCAAAGUACCAAUUGAUGACAAUUCUUCGCCUCAACCUUCGCCGGGUCGAUUUGCAGUUCCGCCUCCUUUCGAAGGGAAGAGAAUCGUCUCACACCCUGGUCCGCCACCUCCCCCAAGAGGAAGCGGAGGGCCUCCACCACCUCCUCCAAGAGAUUCUGGUCCCCCGCCUCCACCACCACGAACACCUCAAACACCAUCCUUUGCGGACUCUGGGCCGCCCGCACCGCCCCCUCUUCCUCCUACUACACCCCGACCUGUACCACCCGCUCCAGCCGGCAUGGCUGCAAACGCACCACCGGCUCCUCCACCUCUUCCUCCGACUUCGAACGUAGCACCAUUGCCGCCUCCUCCUCCGCCUCCGAUGCCUGCGUCAAGUCCAGGUGCACCGCCGCCACCACCUCCCCCAAUGCCGCCAUCUUCUGGUGGCGGACCUCCACCACCUCCUCCACCAAUGCCGCCUCGGAGUGCAGUGGCUCCCUCAGGAGACAUUGGCGUUGGAGACGACACAGCAGCCGCUGCGCAAAGCAAUGCGACUCCUCCCCCAGGUGUGGGCGGAUUGCUUGCUGACAUUCGCGGUGGAGCCAGGUUGRAGAAGGUCAGCGAUCAGGAGAAGCGUGAUCGUAGUGCGGCUGCUGUGCCAGGUAGUGAACCAGCUGCUGGAAGUAGCGCCGCUGGUAGUGGUGGAGAUGCUGCGGCUGCGGGUGGGUUGGCUGGUGCAUUGGCGAGUGCGUUGGCUGUGAGGAAGAGUAAAGUUAGUCAUUCUGAUGAUGAAAAGAGCGAUGAUGAGUGGUGA